GCGGCGCUUCCGGAGCAGAUGUGUUUGUUGUGGCUGAGCAGACAUGAAGUGGACAAGUGUCUCUGUGUUGUUCUGUCUCCUCAACUUUACCCAAACUGCAUCUGAGGGACAUUUCAUCCGCGUGAAUGUGCGCAGAGCGGCGGGACAGCUGAGACACUUCUGGAGGAGCUCCGGGUUCUGCCCCCCGCUCCCUCACACCCAGGCCCACCAGUUUGACCUGAGCCUGGACCAGCAGCUGAACCUGGCCUAUGUGGGCUCAGUCCCCCAUGGAGGGAUCCAGCAGGUCCGGAUCCACUGGAUGCUGGAGCUGGUCUCUGCGCAAGACGUUGGAGGACGACCCCAGUACGACUUCACUAAACUGGACCAGCUGAUAGAACUGUUGAGGGUUAACGGACUCCGACCAGGUUUUGAACUGAUGGGCAGCGUCUCCAACUACUUCACUGACUUUGAGGACAAAUCACAAGUGAUGGAGUGGAGAAAUCUGGUUUAUCUCACUGCCAAGAGAUACAUCGAUAAAUACGGCCUGGGAAGUGUUUCUCAGUGGAACUUUGAGACCUGGAAUGAGCCCAACAACCACGACUUUGACAACGUCUCCGUGUCAAUUCAAGGGUUUCUGAAUUACUACGAUGCCUGUUCGGAGGGUCUGCGCGCUGCCAGCAGUCUCCUGAGGUUUGGGGGUCCGGGAGACUCGUGUCAUUCUCCCCCCCACUCACCGUACUGCUGGGCCAUGCUGCAGCACUGCUACAACGGCACCAACUACUUCACCGGAGAGACCGGGGUCAGGAUCGACUACAUCGCCCUGCACAAGAAGGGGGGAGGCUACUCGUUGCCCAUCCUCCAGCAGGAGGUCCAGACGGUGGGGGAGAUCCAGGAGCGGUUCCCCCGGUUCCGCAGCCUCCCGGUGUUCAACGAUGAGGCCGAUCCGCUGGUGGGCUGGUCCAGGCCUCAGGAGUGGAGGGCGGAUGUGACCUACGCUGCCAUGGUGGUGAAGGUCAUAAACCAGCACCAGAACCUGCUGCUGGCCGACCCGAACAGCACCAUCAACUACACCCUGCUGAGCAACGACAACGCCUUCCUCAGCUACCACCCUCACCCGUUCACCCAGCGCACCCUGACCGCCCGCUUCCAGGUCAACAACACCCAGCCGCCUCACGUGCAGCUCAUCAGGAAGCCCGUCCUCACCGUCAUGGGCCUGCUGGCUUUACUGGGCUGGUCUACAACAGCGACGACAACCGCACCUCCACCAGCGCUGAUGAUGUCACCGUGUCCCUGAACGGACUGGAGGGGCUCACAGGUCUCGUGUAUGUGACGUAUUACAUCGACAACAAUGUGACCAACCCGUACGAGCUGUGGCGGAGCUUCGGCAGCCCCGACUACCCAACGGCACAGCAGUUCAGACUCCUCAGGAGUGUGCAGGACCCUCAUGUUGACGGACCCUGGGACGUUCCUGAAGGGGACACUCUGACUCUGAAAGCCAGACUGUCUGUGCCGUCCGUCCUCCUCAUCCAUGUGUGUGCGCAGCCCAAAGCUGUGCCAGACCAGGUUAAUGGAUUACGCUUCAUCAGGAUCACCAAAGGCCAAGUCCUGAUUGUCUGGUCAGACCACUGCGUUGAUUCCAAAUGCAUUAAGACAUUCGAGGUGGAGUUCUCCUCGGAGCAGAAGGAAUUCAGCAGAAUCAACACUCAGGACACCAUCUUUACAUCUCACGUUUAUUCACCGGUGGACCAGGAGGUCGGCGGGGUGUACAGAGUUCGAGCUGUGGACUACUGGGGCAGACCCGGGUCCUACUCGCUGCCAGAGAGCUAUUCAGAGGAGCACUAGAACAAGGUCAAGUCUGUUCACUGUGUGUGAAUCAUUUUGUACAAUCUGAAUAUUUUACAGAGAUCAGUGUGCUGAUUAUAUGUUUUAAAGUCAUUAGUGAUGAAUUAAGUGCUGUUUGAUUCAUUAUAAACAUACAUUUAUUAUUUAUGCCCUCACAUUUCUGAUGUAUAGCAGUGGUUGGAAUUUCAGAUUCAUUUCAUUUAGAUUUUCUUCACUUACAGUAUUGGAUAAAAGUGACUGAAUUCAGUAAUCAGCAACUCAAAUACGUUCAUUUCUGAAGCUGCUGUAGAUUUAUUGACUUAUGGAGAGUCGUCAAUAACUGACCUCACUGUUACAGAAACUGUUCAAUCUAAUGAUGCAUUCAUUAAUAAUCUUUUGUUAUCUGAACAGCCCUCGCAGAAACAAGACAAAUAUUCCCAAAUAUAAUCAUAUUAUCGAGCAAAAAGUUCCAUGUCAAUUUUGCUUCUUAAAACUAGCACAAAAAUCAGCCACUGAAAGACUGUAAUGAGCUUUGUGCUUAUUAGUAUUUUGGUCCCUUUAUUGAACUGAAAUCUUACAAUAAGACACAAUUUCUUCAAACAGCCUGAUAACAAUAAGUGAAUUUGUCUUAAAUUAAAGCACCAGAAGCUUCUUAUUUUUAUCUUUUUUUAUUAAAACAAUGAAACAGCUGCUUCAUUUCCAACACUGGGUUGGAGUGUUGUGCGAGUGCUCUUACUUUAAAAAUAAGGACAAUAAUCUUGUUCCUCUGCUGGGAUUUUAUGCAACCAUUGUUGUUACUGGUUAAAUCGAGCUCAAUAUUAGCUGGAAUAAAGUUAGGUUAGGUAAAGUUAGAUAUAUUUUUUUAUUAAAACCAGAUUACUUUUUUAAUGCAAAACAUGCUCGACAAGAUUAUUUUUCAUUUCCCAGAAACAAGGCUUGUCUUCUUUGCAGUGUGUGAUCUGAUUUUAAAUGUGUUUUAUUUUUUAUACUGGAUGUGUCUCAGAUCUUUGAACUAUUGUUUUUGUAUGUUUGUGUUUUAUAUGUUUGUGUGUUAAAGUAAAAGUUGGACCAGUCUAAGUUGCUUACAAAAAAAAUAAACACAACAAGUUUCUUUAUAAAAUUUAUUGUCCUCAAUACAGAAUAUACACAGUGCAGAUGUUACCCAUCAGUGUGACAAUACUGAACACUUGGUUAUAUCGUCACAUUCUCCCAACCAUUAUUAGUUUGGCUUGUGAAUAUAAUUUCAUCUUGGCAGUGAUAAUUAGGUUUUUGUUCACGGGGCGUCGAUUGGAUUUAUCCGAUAAUUCUCUCCUAUGAUGUUGGAAUAAAUCAUAAGAUUAAGAGGAUUAUUCUCCUGUUUGUGUGUUUGAGAUGAGCUCCGUCUUCAUUUUGGGCAGGACGAGCAAUCCAGUUCGAUGAAGAGCGGCUCGACAAUCUCCACCUCGGGAGCAGUUUAGCAAGCUCCUGUUAAAAAAACACAUGAAGAUGAAGAGUUAGAUGAGUUUAAACAUAAUGUAUAUAGACAGUGACAGAUCUAAACAAGGCCUGGUCACCCCAGUUUGGUGUCAAAUGCUGUCAGUUAAUUCAUUUAGAUUAAUUUUUAAAUGGAAAUUAAUUGAAUGAUCUGCCACAUUUUUAGACCCAAUGAAGUUUUGGAAAUAAAACAAUUUAUUGGUUUGUAAUACCAUCUUUUUGAGUUCAUGAGGCAUUAGUAUUAAACUGUUUCAUAACCAGUUAAAACUUAUUAUAGUUUCAAUAUAAAUGUUCCUAAAAAAGAGAAAAUGUGUCCUUGUAGAAGUCUUCUGUGUGAGCUAUAUCCUUUAAAACUGUUAGAAUGAGUACGUACCAGACUGCAGCACAGGCUGGAACUCUCCGGCCAUGCAGAUUUCCUCCUGUUUUUGGCGGACGACUCUCUGGAUGGCAGGGGGGAGGCCACGGGGGUUGCGUGAGAAGACCAGGGCAUAGCCGUCCUCGCAGCUUCCGUCCUCCUUCAGGGUGCGGCAGGCGUAGGUGAUGGCGUAGUUGUCAUAGUCAGUGUCAAUGAUCCAGUAGUUGUCACCUGAGAGAGCGAGAAGUUAGUCUCAACUGUGUGCGAGAGAGAGGAUGAGAGAGAAAAUACGCGUGAGGAUGCUUACCGCCACUGGACAGGUAGCUGGCCAGACCCUGGUAGUUCAUGAACAUCUUGCCGGGGCUGCCGGGGUCGGGGACGGAGUACUGAGCAGCCAUGUCAGCACACACAACCCAGAACCUGGAUGAGUAGAGGAAGCAAAGUCGAAUUAGCAAGCAGGAAUGGAUAUAGUUAUUUUUUCAGACUGCUACUAUAUAGAUUUCUAUAAAUAAUAUAAACACCCACCCAAAGAGGGUGACUCUGCCCCUGGAGGACGCAAUCAUGGCACCAUCGUCAUCAACAGUGUAUUCAGCAGAGAUGUUGUCCUGCAGGAACAAACCCUCAGGAUCCUUCUUCUGCAGAGCGUACCACUUUCCUGAAUACUGUCGGGGGAAAAUCACAAAGAUGAGUCUGAUUCUUCUGAUAGUCAGUGUGGAUAUGCACAUAGGCAGUGAGAGGCAGUUUUAUUUAUAAAGCAUGUUUCAUACACAGAUUCAAGGAGCUUUACAGUGUCGUUAAAAGGAAGGACAGUUCAAACAUAAAACAGACUUAAAAGUUAAAAACGGUUAAGUUAAAAAGAGCAUGAGAAAAGAGAGAUCUAUAGAUGAUACAAGAACAAAAAUAAAAUAAUUAAAAAAAUAAUAAUAGCACAAGCACAUGUUUUAGAAGCAUUUAGGUAAUGUUUGAUGUUUGAUUCUAUAAACUGUCAAAUUUGGGUUUGAGGUUACGGAUAAGAAUGCCGAGUACACAUUACUGUAUUACGUAUGCUGAUGAUUUUCUGGUUUACUUGAAGGAUGCAGAUUAUUCUGCUCAACCCGUUUUUCUACUUGUUCCUCUGUAGGAGCUAGCUAGCUGUCCUGAAGUUAAUAUUUACUACCAAUUCAAUUUCUCAAAUAGAUAUCCCUUCGCUGUUUAGAAAGAGAAUCACAAGUAUUACUGAUUUCCUGUCACUGAGUUCUGAGUUCUGCUUGUGGAUUUGUGAGUAUUAUAUUGUAGUCUAUAUGUCUGUACUCACUCUUUUGGGGUCAAAGUCCUCUUUGACUGUGAAGCUGUCGACCACGCAGGAGGCCAGGCUCUGCUCCACACAGGCCAGGAACAACAUCACCACGGCAAAGAGUUGGAAGUCCAUUCUGGGCAAAAACCAAAGUCAGACACGGGUUAAUUUACAUUCCUUGUUGUACUUUAAAUCAGUAUUCCUAUUUACUGUUAAUAAUUUGAUGUUAAAGAAGUAAAGAAGUAUGUAUUUGGUCCCCAUGAAGCAGCAUCCUCUUACCUUAUGUGUAGGAAGAAGCAGCAGGAAGUUUUCAGUGCAGAGUUGUUGCAGUGUCUGAACUGUGGUGAGAAGACGGUGCGCGGUCCUUUUAUAUCCGAUGCACAGACAGGCUCACUGUUUAUUUUCACUUCUUGAACCUAAAUGCAGAUUUUAAAUCUACCACUAAUCCAGUUAACAAAAUCCUCCGGCUGUAAGCUGAUGAACCCUCGCAUUCAGCACUGUAUGAGCUUUACGUAAUUGUUUGCAGGGCUCUAUAACAGCAUACAUAAUGGCAGAUGCCCCGGUGGCCUGAGCCUCAAGUCACACGUCCACGCCCAUGUUUACAUGAGCAGAAUAUUUUAAGAUCUCCAGUGGAAGCCAAUGUUGAUAUAAGGUUUGUUGAUACCUGCUGAGAAAGUAUUGUCACACGGGGUGAACAGAACUGAUUUUAGGAUUUUAGGUUUAGGUGUGCAGCCAUCUUUCAGUUUUUUUGUCCAUAUUCACAUCAA
Morone saxatilis (striped sea-bass) is the source of this 5668-nucleotide messenger RNA. It is a transcript of the gene idua, whose product is annotated as alpha-L-iduronidase. Gene Ontology annotation, molecular function: L-iduronidase activity. The record is from RefSeq and is a predicted model, not a curated record. NCBI's taxonomy places the organism in Eukaryota, Metazoa, Chordata, Actinopteri, Moronidae. Gene Ontology annotation, biological process: carbohydrate metabolic process.